UUUGGUAUUAAUGUGACUAAACAUCAGAAAAUCAUCUCAUUUUGAUCAUCACUUGAUUUGGACAACCAUUCAAUUAUCACCUCAAACAAGAUGUCUAAUUACAACCACAAUCUCAGUGACAACGAAGAGUCUGACGGUCUGUCGGCACAAGAGUUGUUCGGUUCGGGCGAUGGACUCACUUAUAAUGAUUUUCUUGUCCUUCCCGGUUAUAUUGACUUCAGUGCCGAAGAUGUCGAUUUGACGACAAACUUAACUAAAAGGAUCCAAUUGAAGGCACCACUGGUGUCAUCACCUAUGGAUACAGUGACUGAAUCAGAGAUGGCUAUUGCUAUGGCUUUAUGCGGAGGCAUUGGUAUUAUUCACCACAACUGUACCCCUGAAUAUCAAGCGGCAGAAGUACUCAAAGUUAAGAAAUAUAAACACGGAUUUAUCAGAGAUCCUCUAGUUUUGGGACCAAACAACAAAGUUAAUGAUGUCUUAAACAUUAAGAAAGAGCGUGGCUUUGCUGGCAUUCCCGUUACAGAUAAUGGCAAACUCGGUGGUAGACUCCUUGGUAUUGUAACCUCACGUGAUAUUGACUUCAAGACUCAGGAUAUUUUGAAUGAACCGCUAUCUUCUGUGAUGACAACUAGUGAUAACUUAGUUGUGGCACGCGAUGGCAUUACAUUACAAGAUGCCAAUGAUAUACUCGAGAAGAAUAAAAAAGGAAAGUUACCGAUUGUUGAUAAAGACCACAGAUUAACGGCACUUAUAGCCCGAACUGAUGUUAAGAAACAUCGAGAUUAUCCCAACGCUUCCAAAGAUGAAAAUAAACAACUUUUAGUGGGCGCUGCUAUUGGAACUCGAGAAGGAGAUAAAGAUAGACUUAAAAAAUUAGUCGAUUCUGGAGUUGAUGUCAUUGUUUUGGAUUCAUCUCAAGGCAAUUCAGUGUAUCAAAUAAAUAUGAUUAAAUACAUGAAAACUGAAUACCCUAACGUUCAAGUUAUUGCUGGAAAUGUUGUCACUAUGGAUCAGGCAAAGAAUCUCAUUAAAGCCGGUGCUGAUGGGUUACGUGUAGGUAUGGGCUCGGGAUCAAUAUGUAUUACUCAAGAGGUAAUGGCUUGUGGACGACCACAGGCUACCGCUGUUUAUAAAGUAUCGAAAUAUGCCCGCAAAUUUGGUGUGCCUACAAUUGCCGACGGUGGUGUAGCCACUGUUGGCCAUAUAAUUAAAGCGCUUGCUUUGGGUGCAUCAGGUGUAAUGAUGGGUUCAAUGCUUGCUGGUACUACAGAAGCUCCGGGAGAAUAUUAUUUUUCUAAUGGUGUGAGAGUAAAAAAAUAUAGAGGUAUGGGAUCUAUUGAUGCCAUGGAAUCUAAAGACGGUGAAGGCAGUCGUCAACGAUACUUCCAAGGAGAGAAUGAUGAUGUGAGAGUAGCACAAGGAGUUUCAGGUGCUAUUGUCGACAAGGGAUCCAUCCAUAGGUUUGUCCCAUAUCUGGUAACUGGACUCAAAUAUGGAUCACAGGAUAUGGGUAUUAGAAGUUUAGAGCUUAUGAAAGUCAAAACAUAUUCCGGGGAUUUAAGAUUUGAAAAGAGGACCGCUUCGGCACAAAUUGAAGGCGGAGUUCACGGCCUCUACUCAUUUGAAAAGAAACUAUUCUAACAAGUGAUUGAUUGCACAAAACAUUCCCCGCAUGUCAUGUGUGACCACUUAUUGCCAAUUUAUUAGACAUUUUUCAAUGGCUUUUUAUAUGACAUCUAAAAAGAAAGUUUACUUUUAAAUAAAAUUUAUUAACUUUAUUUUUACAAAUAAAUUUACAUGUGAUUUGAUACUAAAACUGCAUAUUUUUUUUACUAAUAACUUUGUACGGUAUUGUGUUUUUAUAAUUUAUUUAUUCAUAUAUAUCACUAGUUUUAAUUAAGCUAUAAAUUUUUAUUUAA
This is a messenger RNA of Oppia nitens, 1919 nucleotides long. It is a transcript of the gene ras, whose product is annotated as inosine-5'-monophosphate dehydrogenase 2-like. Gene Ontology annotation, molecular function: IMP dehydrogenase activity. The coding region runs from base 91 to 1641 and encodes 516 amino acids. The transcript has 10 exons. The record is from RefSeq and is a predicted model, not a curated record. Lineage: Eukaryota; Metazoa; Arthropoda; Arachnida; Sarcoptiformes; Oppiidae. Gene Ontology annotation, cellular component: cytoplasm. Gene Ontology annotation, biological process: GTP biosynthetic process.